AUGGAAUGCCAGGGAAACAGCGGUGGCAGCAGCAAGAGCAAAGGUCGGAGGCAAUGUAGCAGCAUCCCACCAGCGCUGGCAGGCCUGCUAGCGCAGCAGGGCGACAGCAGUGCGCUGCAGCUGCAACUGCAGAAGAAUGUGCAGCUGCCGCGGUACUUUUGCUGCUUCUUCCCUCCACCAGCACUCAAUCGAAGGGGAUUGGGCUCUCUUACUCAGCAGCAAGCUGCUCUCACCUGCACCUGCAGCAGCGCCAUCGGCAACAGCAACAGCUACUGCUGCAGCACAGAAUUAUGUGCUGCGUGCAUCUUGAGAUAUGUGGAGAGUCUUCGCCCCAGCAGCUAUCGGCCGCGCUUCUCGCCCGAGACCUGCCCACUGCACUUGCAAGCUCCUGCUACUGUUGCUGCUACUGCGGGUAGAUGUUGCAGAAACAGCAGCGACAGCGCAGCCGCUGCAACGUAUGCGGAGGCAUAUGGGCAGUACUUGCGGCGACUGCUGCAAUUGGUUCAGCAGGACAUGCAGCUGCCGCAACUUCCUGUCCUGCAACAGUGGCUGCCUAGCAGCUUGCUAGGAGCUGCAGCACAGCAGCUGACCAACACCCACAACAGCAACAACAGCAGCAGUUGCUGUAGCUGCUGGUUGGAAUCGCCGUGUUACUUUCCUGCCGUUUUUUCGCUGCCUCCGGCAUCGCGCUUCCCGGGGUCUCAGGUGUAUAGGCAGCAGCUGCUGCACCCGUUUGAUGCUGCUUCUGCAGCCGCUGUUGCUGCGCUGCGGCCUCGGCCUGGCAACAAAUGCCUCGACAUGUGCUGCGCUCCUGGCAACAAGUUGUUGCUACUGGCUGCUGCAGUUUCCGCAGAAUCGCCAGCAACAGCAACAAAAGCAGCAGCAACAACAGGUGGGGUAGUGGUGGGUGUCGACGUCAAUGCAGAGAGGAUGGAGCUUUGCCGCCGUCUGCUGAGGAAAAACGGUUGCAACAGCGGUCUCCUUGUCCUGGGGGAUGCCCGAGAAUUCGGGACUAGCAGUUUCUGCCUCUGUAGUACCAUCAACAGAAACAGCACGAGCAAUAGCACCAAUUACGGCACUAUUCAGACAAAUAGCUUCAGCGGCGCAGGCCUGGAAUCACGCUCCCCAGCCACAAUGAGUGCAGCAGCAAAUGCGGCAGCAACUACAGCAGCAAGUGAACGAGUUAGAAAAGGAAGGUUGGCGAGGAAGAAAGAGAGAAGAAGACAGGAGGCCCAAGAAGUCCCCCUCAUCUCAUUUCUAGAGCAUUUUGGCGGCAGCAGAAACAGUGACAGCAACCACAGCAGCAAUCUGCGUGCCUCAGGUACAGGAGUAGAAGGGGGUGAAGACAUGGCGGCAGCAGCAGCAACCGUAGCAGUAGCACAGAAGACGGCAGUCAACGUAGCCGAGGACAGCAGCUGUAACCCCUGCAGCAGCAGCAGCAGCGGCGAAAUUGGGGAGGGCGGGUAUCCAAAUAACAGCGGUGUACAGCCGGAAGCCCUGUCAGCACCCAGUAGAAGCAGCAACACUAGUAGCCAUACCGGGAGGAGGAGGAGCAACAGCAGCAGCGAAUCAGCACCAGUAACGGAGUUUGAUCGAGUACUGCUGGAUGUUCAGUGUACCCAUGACGCCAGCACUCGACACCUGUCCCGCUUCCGCGAAGCUAUCCUACAGCAACAGCAGAACGAGCACCAGCCUCAGCAACAGCAGAACGAACACCAGCCUCAGCAACAGCAGAACGAGCACCAGCCUCAGCAACAGCAGAACGAGCACCAGCCUCAGCAACAGCAGAACGAGCACCAGCCUCAGCAGCAGCAGGAGGGAGUGUCCGUUGCAGUAGAUCCGGCCUUCACCCAACAGGCUACCGGGCAUACAGGCGCUGAUGUUUUCCGCGUUGCUCAGUGUGAAGAGGAGGAUGACCAGCAGCAGCUGCAGCCGCACCAUCAAUCCCUUCAGCAGCUGCUGCAGCUGCAGCAGCAGCUGCUGCAGCGUGCGUAUGCGCUGCUGGCUCCUGGUGGUUUGCUAGUGUACAGCAGCUGUAGCAACGACCAUCAGCAGAACGAAGGCGCCGUUUUGCAGUUGCUUUUGCAACAUGGGGCCCUCCUGUACCCAAUUCCCUGCAGGGGUCUCCUGUACCCUCCAGCUAACUCAAUAUUGACAGGGUCCCCGAACGGCAAGCGCCCCUCAGGCUUGCCUAACGGAAUUUCCAAGAACGCUUCAGAUCCCUUAACCCUAAACCCUGAGGUGUUUGCCCAUGAGACAAAGCACAAUGUGCCAUCCCUUUCUGGGGGCUUCCAAGGGACGACCCAUGAUAAAGGCCCCCUUGGGGCUCCUGUUUCGGAGGACGAGCGGAGGCCUUUGAAGGAUACUCCCAUCGGCGCCACCGGUGUUUUCAAGGGGUCCCCAGCGUACUCCAGCGCAGCAGAAACUUACCAGGAGGGUCCUGCAACGCCCGAGAAAGGGACUGACCAGCCGUUGUGCCCGCUCACAGGGGUCCCCUGCCGAGGGUUUGAGGAUGCUUUUGAGUUUCUAGAGAGUCACGCGUUCUGGCCAGCGAGGCCUUCCAGUCUUGAAAGCAUGCAGGACCUGCCAAGGCACCCCAGCUGCUGGAGCGGACCAUCUUCGCACAGCACCAGCGGCAGUUAUGGGAGGCCCAGACCUAGCAGCUGUCAGUUUCCGGCGGAGGAAGGCCAAACCAGCGGCAUUUUUGUCUGUUGCAUCACCAAACCUCUAAAUCCAAAGCCCUUGCUACAGGGUUAA
This is a messenger RNA of Eimeria maxima, 2757 nucleotides long. RefSeq lists its product as hypothetical. The record is from RefSeq and is a predicted model, not a curated record. NCBI's taxonomy places the organism in Eukaryota, Apicomplexa, Conoidasida, Eucoccidiorida, Eimeriidae. The transcript has a single exon. The coding region runs from base 1 to 2757 and encodes 918 amino acids. Gene Ontology annotation, biological process: RNA methylation. Gene Ontology annotation, molecular function: methyltransferase activity.